UAUUAUUUUUUUACUUUGCUGUGAUUUAAUACUAGAAACUAUUAAAGCUUUUGAGUAUUCCAAUAAUGUGGAAAGUAAAUCCGCACAUAUUCGACUUAAAAAUACUGAUGUUUACAGUUCAUCUACAAGUGUUUAGCAGUAUUAACUUGUAUACCGCAGAGAUAAGGUGUUAUUUCCUACCACUGCAUAAACUACAUAGAGAAACUACGUGUGAUUACGCACGUGAACGACGUGAACUCUGCGCUUAGUUUUACUAGUGUGCACUUUGCAAUAUAGUUUAUAUAUUAUGACAGUUGUGUGCGUAAAUUGUUACGACGACGCAGAUGAAUUUCCAGUGCGGCGGUGUUGUGAAGAUUUCUUUCUUGCUGACUCUAAAAUAUAUUUGAAAUGUAAAAGAAUAUCAGUUUUUGUGUAAUGUAAAUGCAAUGUUGUAAACAUUCUUUAUCAAAAUAGAGUUUUUUUUCUUGCUAUAUUGCGUACUUGCAACAACAAACACUGUGCGAUCGUUGCUACUUGAUUGAAUAUAUUAGUGUUGUAGUGGUGCAUUUGUUUAUUUAUAGAUUUUGCAAUUUGCAGUCAUGUUAUCACUCUUGUGGCGCUAAAAUGUCUCAGAGGGAUACUGCGAUACAUCUUGUGGCUGGGGGAUUGGCGGGAACUGCCGGGGCAGUAGUUACAUGUCCUCUUGAAGUGGUGAAGACUCGUCUGCAGUCCUCUAAGGGUGUAGGCAUACCACAGCCUCCGUCACAUUCUGGUACUGCCAGCACAAGAAAAGUAUGCUCAAAGAUACCUAAACAUCAGGUGCAGCAGUGCGCCAGGGCCGGACACGCGCGCACCACCUCCAGAAUGAGCCUUAUACAGUGCAUCAGGCACAUCGUCCAGACUGAGGGUCCGAGGGCGCUGUUCAAAGGGCUGGGACCUAAUCUGGUGGGGGUGGCGCCGUCUAGGGCGAUUUACUUCUGCACGUAUUCCCAGGCGAAGGCGAUCCUCAAUCAACAUAUACCGCCGGACACACCGAUUGUUCAUCUCUCAGCAGCAAGUGCUGCAGGUUUCAUGUCGUGUACUAUGACGAAUCCAAUCUGGUUCGUGAAGACCCGCCUGCAACUGGACGGACAGAACAUCACAGCGUUGCAGUGCAUAAAGAGGAUAUACGCUAAGACGGGUAUAAAAGGUUUCUACAAAGGUAUAACGGCGUCAUACAUGGGUAUUAGUGAGACGGUGGUACACUUUGUACUGUACGAGGGCGUGAAGGCGCGCCUGAUCGCCGCGCGCUCGGACGGCUCGCCUAGCGACACGCGCUCGCCUAGGGACUUUGUUGAGUUCAUGGGCGCAGGCGCCUUCUCUAAAACAGUCGCAUCCUGUAUUGCUUAUCCACAUGAAGUAGCAAGGACGCGGCUGCGAGAGGAGGGCGACAAGUACCGCAAGUUCUGGCAGACGCUGCACACCGUCUGGGCGGAGGAGGGCUAUCGCGGUGUAUAUAGGGGCUUAGGAACUCAACUGGUCCGUCAAAUACCUAACACAGCGAUCAUGAUGUCUACAUACGAGGCAGUUGUUUAUCUGCUUACAACACAUUUCAAUAGUUCCUUCUAUGAGAAUACUUAGUCUAUGACAACUCGAUACUUUGAUCCCAUCCCAAUAGUAAACCAACAUUUACAAAUGGCUUGCAAACACUUAGUUGUAAUGUUGCAUAAGUCAUUGUAAAACAGAAAAUCAAUACUUAGAAAUCAUCUUGACAAGUUUAUAAACGUUUUCUAGCAAAACUUGUUAAAAGAAAUUGUAGAAAUAGAUACGUUUAAAAUAAGUAUAUGACAUAACUCGGAAAUCAUAAAAUAAAAUUGGAAAGUUCAGAAAUAGCCUAUUUCCAGGGCCGGAUUUAGCAUUUCCGGCGCCCGGGGCGAGAUUUUGGGCGCCCUCUUUCUUGGUGUCGCGGGAAAUGUUCCAAAGAUAGGGUGUCUUAGGGGAUACAGGCGCCACCUCAUGGCCGGUGCCCUGGGCGAUCGUCCCAUCUCGCCCUACCUUAACGCCGCUACUGAUUAUUUCGAAAUGUUAAAUAUUUUUGUAUGGAAGAGAUAUGCAUAGUUAUAUCACAUUUAGAAUAUUCUGGACAUCUUAAUUCACGUAGAAAAUCAAAGUGGAAUAUAAUAUAGAAGUUUUAAAAAAAUCCUUCAUUACGAAUGUCGAGAAAAAUUCUUUUCCAACGAGCUUGUUAGUGUAUUUAUUUCAGCGUAUUUUUGUAAAAGUAGUUUCUACAGUAUCUUAUACGAAUGAAUAUAUUUUUAACAAAAAUAUAGUAUGUACGGUGCUCGGAUGUAAUGAAUCUUAUGGUUCAAGUACUGAAAUGGUUCCGUAAUUUAAAAAAAAAAUCGUUAACUUCUAAAAAGUAUCAUUUAUGUUGUAAGUUGUUAAUAUGUUGACAUAAUCACAAAGAAAUGUCAAAAAUAUUUUUACAAUGUUAAUAUUAUCCGAUUUUAAUUGUUUGUUCGGUUAACAGUUUUUAUGUGCGCUGGCCAAAUAAUCAGGAUUUAACGACUCCGAAAAUAAUAAAAUAUCGCUUUAGUCAUAGUUUUCUAGUCUCUUUUGUAAGAAACAUUUCUUAGGAAAAUAGUAAGAAAUGGAAAAUCAAUAUCUAAAAAUUCAGUAAUAAUUGGUAAUUCUGCGUCUUCACCAGUGCACUUAUAACAAUUUUCUAUGCUUGUUAAGUUUAUAACAAUAAUUAAGAUAUUUCUAUAUAAAUUUCGAUUUCCACUGACUAAAAUUCACCUAUUUUGCUCUUUGAUAUUUUUUAAUCUAUGUUUUACAUGUUUAAAUAGAUUAAACAUCUAU
Papilio xuthus (Asian swallowtail) is the source of this 2820-nucleotide messenger RNA. It is a transcript of the gene Rim2, whose product is annotated as replication in mitochondria 2. NCBI's taxonomy places the organism in Eukaryota, Metazoa, Arthropoda, Insecta, Lepidoptera, Papilionidae. Gene Ontology annotation, molecular function: pyrimidine nucleotide transmembrane transporter activity. The transcript has 8 exons. The record is from RefSeq and is a predicted model, not a curated record. Gene Ontology annotation, cellular component: mitochondrion. Gene Ontology annotation, biological process: pyrimidine nucleotide import into mitochondrion. The coding region runs from base 604 to 1599 and encodes 331 amino acids.